Molecule: messenger RNA, 1341 nt
Organism: Carcharodon carcharias (great white shark)
Lineage: Eukaryota; Metazoa; Chordata; Chondrichthyes; Lamniformes; Lamnidae
Gene: esrrb
Product: estrogen-related receptor beta
Exons: 6
Coding region: 1-1341 (446 amino acids)
Biological process (GO): regulation of DNA-templated transcription
Cellular component (GO): nucleus
Molecular function (GO): steroid binding; nuclear steroid receptor activity; DNA-binding transcription factor activity
Source: RefSeq, a predicted model, not a curated record
AUGUCCAGUGAGGAACAGCAUCUCAGCUCAAGCUGUGGAUCCUUCAUCAAGACCGAGCCAUCCAGUCCUGCCUCCAUCAUCGACACCAUCAGUCACCAUAGUCCCAGUGAUUCUUCUGACACCAGCCCAGGCUACGGCCUCAGCCUGACAGCUCACCCCCAUUGCCUGGACUCUCCUUCCCUCUUCUCGAGCCCUGGAGCAGUUGUUCCAUGUCGGAAGCACUUUGACCCCUGCUCUGCUGGGAUCCUGGAGGACUGUCCAACCAAGUGCGAGUACAUGCUGAACUCUAUCCCCAAACGCCUGUGUCUGGUGUGUGGAGACGUGGCAUCUGGUUACCACUAUGGAGUGGCCUCCUGUGAAGCCUGCAAAGCUUUCUUCAAACGUACCAUUCAAGGUAACAUCGAGUACAGCUGUCCCGCCACUAAUGAAUGUGAAAUCACAAAGCGGAGACGGAAAUCCUGCCAAGCUUGUCGUUUUAUGAAGUGCCUGAAAGUAGGAAUGCUAAAAGAAGGUGUGCGUCUAGAUCGUGUACGAGGAGGGCGUCAGAAAUACAAGAGACGGAUGGAUGCGGAGCACAGUUCCUCCCUCACUCUGCAGCUGCCCCCUCCAGCCAAGAGGCCGUUUGCUAGUCCUGGUCUGAUUGAUUCCAUCUCCUUUACUGUAGUGAGUAAAAUCGUGUCUCACCUCCUGGUGGCAGAACCUGAGAAGAUUUAUGCCAUGCCAGAUCCCACAGUGCCUGAGACGGACAUCAAAGCCCUGACCACCCUCUGUGACCUGGCUGACCGUGAGCUGGUCGUGAUUAUUGGCUGGGCCAAGCACAUCCCAGGUUUCUCCGACCUCUCUCUGGGUGAUCAGAUGGGUGUGCUCCAGUGUGCUUGGAUGGAGAUCCUGAUUCUGGGAAUAGUGUAUCGCUCGCUGCCCUAUGAGGAGGAGUUGGUCUAUGCCGAGGAUUACAUUAUGGAUGAAGAACAUUCCCGUUUGACUGGACUGCUCGAUCUUUACGCUGCUAUCCUGCAGUUGGUUCGAAAAUACAAGAAGCUGAGAGUGGAGAAAGAGGAGUUUGUCACGCUCAAAGCAAUAGCCCUUGCUAAUUCAGAUUCGAUGCAUAUCGAGGAUGUGGGCAGUUUGCAACGCCUGCAGGAUAUUCUCCAUGAGGCCCUCCAGGAUUAUGAAGCCAGUCAACACCAGGAGGACCCCCAGCGGGCUGGUAAACUCCUGAUGAGCCUCCCCCUCCUCAGGCAGACGGCCAGCAAGGCCGUUCAACACUUCUACAGCAUCAAACUGGAAGGAAAGGUUCCUAUGCACAAACUCUUCCUUGAAAUGUUGGAGGCUAAAGUCUGA